CCAGGUUACAUUCCCCCAAUCCCGGACCGAGCCCCGUACCAUCGGGAAUCCCAACAAAUCAUCCCCCGGGCAUAAACAAUCGACCCACGUCUAGCACCCCAUUUUUCCCGGGGUCUCUGCGAGACAACAAAGAUCAGAUUGAUAUUGAUUUUUUUUCUUUCUUUCUUUUCCACGCAUUCUCCUUCCUAAAGAUUGGGUUUACCACCAACCUUUCUCUUCCCUGUGUGUAUACUCCUGUUUCGGUUGUGUCUCCAACAAGCCCUUGACGUCUGCUUUGUGACAUCAGGCAGAUAACGGUUGUUGUUGUUGGGAUUCGUCUCGAUCUAUCCUACUCGGUUUUUCUCUCCCCACCGAUUAAUUCCACCUCACAAGAUGGCUUCCGUCUCCUCUGCCCUUCCCGAGGGCAACAAGCCUGCCCUGCGCAGGACCCAAACCGAGGCCACCUCCGACUCAUACCCUGGUACCGCCGAUGCCUCUCCCUUUGACUCUCCUCUUGAGCGCUCGGCCUCCAACACCUCGCUUUCUUCCCUGGCCUCCGACAACGUCAAGACCGACAAGGCCGAGUUCGGCAAGCUGCUCGACACGUACGGCAACGAGUUCGAGGUCCCCGACUUCACCAUCAAGGACAUCCGCGAUGCCAUCCCCGCGCACUGCUUCGAGCGUUCGGCUCUUCACAGCUUGGCGCACGUCGCUCGCGACAUCAUCUACCUCACCGUCACUUUUUACGUCUGGAACAAAUAUGUCACUCCCGAGUACAUCCCCAUGAAGGCUGCCCGUGUCGUUCUCUGGGGUCUGUACACCUUCAUGCAGGGCCUUUUCGGCACCGGUCUCUGGGUUCUUGCCCACGAGUGCGGUCACCAGGCUUUCUCCCCGUCCAGGUUGAUCAACGACACCGUCGGCUGGGUCCUCCACUCUGCCCUUCUCGUCCCCUACUUCUCGUGGAAGUUCUCCCACAGCAAGCACCACAAGGCCACCGGCAACAUCGAGCGUGACAUGGUCUUCGUUCCUCGUACCCGCGAGCAGUUUGCUUCUCGCAUCGGCCGUUUGGUCCAUGAGAUUUCCGAGUUGACCGAGGAGACCCCCAUCUACACCUUGAUCCACCUUAUCGGUCAGCAGCUCAUCGGCUGGCCCAACUACCUCAUGACCAACGUCACCGGCCACAACUUCCACGAGAGGCAGCGCGAGGGUCGUGGCAAGGGCAAGAAGAACGGCUGGUUCACUGGUGUCAACCACUUCAACCCCACUUCUCCCAUCUAUGAGGAGCGCGAGGCCCCCUGGAUCAUCGUCUCCGACAUCGGUAUCGCCAUCGCCGCCACCGCCCUCAUCUACCUCGGCAACACCUUCGGCUGGUCCAACAUGUUCGUCUGGUACUUCCUUCCCUACCUCUGGGUCAACCACUGGCUCGUUGCCAUCACCUACCUCCAGCACACCGACCCCUCGCUCCCCCACUACACCCCUGAUCAGUGGAACUUUGUCCGUGGUGCCGCCGCGACUAUUGACCGCGAGUUCGGCUUCAUCGGCCGUCACCUCCUCCACGGCAUUAUCGAGACCCACGUGCUCCACCACUACGUCAGCACCAUUCCCUUUUACCACGCCGACGAGGCCUCCGAGGCCAUCAAGAAGGUCAUGGGCCGUCACUACCGCGCUGACGUCCAAGAUGGCCCCAUCGGUUUCAUCAAGGCCAUGUGGAAGGCUGCUCGUUGGUGCCAGUGGGUUGAGCCUACCGAGGGCGCUGAGGGUAAGGGCAAGGGUGUCUUGUUCUACCGCAACCAGAACGGUCUCGGUGUCAAGCCUGCCAAGCUCCCCAAGACCAACUAAGUAUUUCAAGAAAACGAUGGAUGGAUAAAAGUUCAAAAGACCCAGGUCGAGAAAGAUCGACUUGAGGCAGUGAUAAAAUUUUGAUCGGUUUGGCAUAGCCUGGUCACGCUCAGGACUACGUCCCCACAGGAGACAUGCACGGAUUGCUGUAGAAAUCUGGAAAGGUAUCAUAUCAACUUGUUUCCAGGAAAUCAACAGAAAUGAGCGGUUUGGGUCUUUGUCAUAUCGAUAUGUGGGAAUGGGAAUAGGAACGGGAAUGGGAACCGAUGAUUAUAAAAUCGAAUCGGAAAAAAAGGAUACCAAUCAAUGACGAGAUGUUUGCAAUAUUACUAGAGACAUCGUUUUCUUUCUCUCGCUUUUGUCUGUAUAGAUGUGGAAUGCAUAGACAGUAGUAAAAAGAAAGAAACCUAGAGAGAGGUCUGAUGGUCUGAAAUGAUAAGAAACAAAAGAAGAAUUAUCAAGU
Neurospora tetrasperma FGSC 2508 is the source of this 2281-nucleotide messenger RNA. RefSeq lists its product as uncharacterized. Bases 373 to 1818 code for a protein of 481 amino acids. The record is from RefSeq and is a predicted model, not a curated record. Gene Ontology annotation, biological process: lipid metabolic process. Gene Ontology annotation, molecular function: oxidoreductase activity. NCBI's taxonomy places the organism in Eukaryota, Fungi, Ascomycota, Sordariomycetes, Sordariales, Sordariaceae. The transcript has 2 exons.